AUGCAUAAAAACCCAGUCCUUGGAAUGGUGAAGGGCUGAAGCAGAGACAAACAAACUUUUCCUGAAGAGUCCAAAUGGCUUCCACCACCUUCCUUACCCUGCCCUCUGGGAGGCGGAUGCCUCAACUUGGCCUGGGGACCUGGCUGUCUCCUCCAGGUAUUGUUCAAGACGCCAUUAUGGUAGCAGUCAAAAAUGGCUACCGGCACAUUGACUGUGCUUAUCUGUAUGAAAAUGAGGGGGCUAUCGGUGAAGGUCUUGAGAAGGUACUGAAGGAAGGUCAUGUGAAGAGGGAAGAUCUUUUCAUUGUUAGCAAGCUGUGGAACAGCUACCACGCUUGCGAAGAUGUAAAGCCAGCUUGCUUGGAAAGUAUGAGGCUGCUAAAAGUGGAUUACCUGGAUCUCUACCUAAUGCACUCCCCAAUGGGCAACAAGAACGUCAAGGGAGAGCUUAUGCCACAGAAGGAUGGCAAAGUGAUUCAGUGUGACAUUGACUACAUGGAAACAUGGAAGGCUAUGGAGAAGCUAGUGGAUGAAGGCCUGGUGAAAAGCAUUGGGGUGGCCAACUUUAACCAGUGCCAACUGGAAAGGCUGCUCUCUGAAGCAACAAUUAAGCCUGAUGUUCUCCAGGAGGAGCGGCAUAUUUACCAAACCCAGUGCGCUCUGAUUGCCUUCGCGAAGCUCAAAGGGAUUGCCUUCACCGGAUACAGCCCCCUGACAUCUCCACAGCGUCCUUUCCCUCCAGGUAAACUAGAUCCCAAGAAUGGUAUGGAAGACCCAGUGGUGAAGGAAAUUGCUCAGAAGCAUGGGAGAUCUCCUGCUCAGGUUAUGAUCCGCUUUAAUAUACAAUCCAAAAUAGCCACAAUCCCAAAGAGCCAAACACCUGCUCACAUCAUCGAGAACUCAAAGGUCUUUGAUUUCUGCCUCUCAGAUGCAGAGAUGAAAAAACUGGAAUCACUCCAUUGUGGGGCGCGAGCUGUUGCCUGGGACAUCUUGGGGAUGGGCACCCAUAAGUACUACCCUUUCGGCAAGGAUCAGUAAUUCCGCUAGUGACAGAAUGCUUUCCUACAAUCUUAAAGGCAUGGAAAUAGCUGAGUCCGCUUUUUGCAUUUUGUAUCUAGUCCAACCUAGUUAAUUUUGCUAGCGCCGUAGCCGCUGAUUUUCCCUGAGUGAUGGAACAGCAGGCGAACAGAUAUCAUUGGUCUGUGAUGAAAGGGUUUGUGUCUCCAGAGGGAUUUGGAAGAGGAUCGGAUGGGAAUCCAAUGUUCACCUGACCCUGAAGUCUGCCUAUGCUGAGCUCCUCCAUCCUCGAAUCCAUCCACGCAGCACUGCAAAGUGGGGAGGGGCACCAAUCCUACAGGGAGCUCUGUAGUGCUGAGGCCAGCAUGUCCCUGAGAGCUAAGAGCCUACCCUUGAGAUGUUCCUUCUGUACCUGCAAGUUAGCACUCUGAUACCAAAUCAAGAGGAGGAGGAGGAAAGCAACUAAGCAGACACAGCCAGCAAAUCACAUAUUCAGGAAGGGCAAGUUGAACUUUAAAAGAUGGAUUUUAUACACAAGCUGAGCUUGCUUUAUUUUGUCGAAGGCUUUCACAGCCGGAGAGCGAUGGUUGUUGUGGACUUUCCGGGCUGUAUCGCCGUGGUCUUGGCAUUGUAGUUCCUGACGUUUCACCAGCAGCUUUAUUUUAUUUUUUUAAGCACAAUGAUAUUUCCUAUGAUGGUGGGAAAUACUCUGCAACUUAUCUAGGAAUUCUCUCCCUGCUUGUCUCAGUAAAAUAGCUACAUUUGCCAAACUGAA
Eublepharis macularius is the source of this 1791-nucleotide messenger RNA. Its product is annotated as 1,5-anhydro-D-fructose reductase-like. The record is from RefSeq and is a predicted model, not a curated record. Gene Ontology annotation, molecular function: aldose reductase (NADPH) activity. The transcript is spliced from 10 exons. Gene Ontology annotation, cellular component: cytosol. The coding region runs from base 75 to 1037 and encodes 320 amino acids. Lineage: Eukaryota; Metazoa; Chordata; Lepidosauria; Squamata; Eublepharidae.